AUGUCCACUCAUGCAUUAGCAUCUUUGACCGCUACAUACACAGAUUCUGAACCAGAAGACGAAAAAGAUGCAUCUCCUUUUACUGAAGACAAAAAUUGUCCAGAUGAAAAAGAAAAAGAAAAUAGUUUACAACCAAACAUUAUACAAAAUUCUCAGUUGGAAGUAUCGAGCAAAGUCACUAAGCUAGUAUCAUAUCACGAUGACAAUGUCAUCUCCGAUGAAGAAGGCGAAUAUUUUUAUUAUAAAAACGAAGUUGAAGAUUCAGAAUCUGAACAUCAUGAAAAUUUUUUUGAUGGUAUGGAAUUACCUCCUGAACCUUCGGGAAAAUGUUCUCCUCAUUUAAUUGAAAAAGUAUUAAAACUCCAUGAGAAAAUAGAAAAUGGUUUAGAUAUGAACAAUAUGAUACAAAGUAGAAAAGAUUUCAGAAAUCCAAGCAUUUAUGAGAAAUUAAUACAGUUUUGUGGACUGAAUGAAUUAGGCACAAAUUAUCCUGCUAAUGUUUAUGAUCCCUUAAAAUGGGGAAAGGAAUCAUUUUACGAAGAGUUGGCUAAAACUCAAAAAAUUGAAAUGGAUAAAAGAGAAAAAGAAAAAAAAGAACGAACUAAGGUAGAAUUUAUAUCUGGUACUAAAAAAUCCAAUUCAUUAAAUGAUGAAGAAAUAAGGAAAAGAAAAUCUAAAUGGGAUCAAGUUGGUGCUUCUGCAGCAGGAAGUGUAACUCUUGGUUUGAUUGGUCCUGCUGGGUUAUUACAGCCAUCGUUAACCACAAAUGUUACUGGAACUAAGGGAACUGUGUAUUCCUUGAAAAAGCAUUUGAUUGGAUUGGUGUGCACAAAUUCGACUCUUCACAUUCAAAAGUGA
Pediculus humanus corporis (human body louse) is the source of this 858-nucleotide messenger RNA. RefSeq names its product SAP30-binding protein, putative. NCBI's taxonomy places the organism in Eukaryota, Metazoa, Arthropoda, Insecta, Psocodea, Pediculidae. Gene Ontology annotation, cellular component: nucleus. The record is from RefSeq and is a predicted model, not a curated record. The coding region runs from base 1 to 858 and encodes 285 amino acids. The transcript has 2 exons. Gene Ontology annotation, biological process: regulation of DNA-templated transcription.